Serpula lacrymans var. lacrymans S7.9 is the source of this 345-nucleotide messenger RNA. RefSeq lists its product as uncharacterized. The transcript has a single exon. Lineage: Eukaryota; Fungi; Basidiomycota; Agaricomycetes; Boletales; Serpulaceae. The record is from RefSeq and is a predicted model, not a curated record. Bases 1 to 345 code for a protein of 114 amino acids.
AUGUCCUACGAAUAUGCAGAGGCGUGGGCCCAGAAAAAAUUUCCCGACGACGGCUUUGGGAGUCCAAGCACCCUUGCCGAGACAAUCCGUAAACGUCUCAACAAAGAUCUGUUCAAAAUCCCUUGGACCUUAGCCGUUCGAUACCAAAAUCAGGACAUGAUUUUAAUUGUUAUGAGCCAUCGCAACACAAGACUGUCACCCUACACUCGCAAGAAAUUUACCGAGGACGACCGUGUGAAACUCAUUAAACACUCCUUGUUUGGUGGUAUGGAGGGUGAGCUUGAAUUCCUCAAGGACCUCGAAUUUGUGACCAUUCCUGAUCCUUACACAACUGGCCUCCCAUGA